AUGUCCAACAACAUCUCCAUCACCCACUUCCUCCUCCUGCCAUUCUCAGGCACAAGGCAGCUGCAGCUGCUGCACUUCUGGCUCUUCCUGGCCAUCUACCUGGCUGCCCUGCUGGGCAAUGGCCUCAUCAUCACCACCAUAGCCUGGGACCACCACCUCCACACCCCCAUGUACUUCUUCCUCCUCAACCUCUCCUUCCUUGACCUGGGUGCCAUCUCCACCACUGUGAUGUACUUCUUCCUCCUCAACCUCACCCUCCUUGACCUGGGAUCCAUAUCAACGACUGUGCCCAAGUCCAUGGCUAAUUCUCUGAGGGACUCCAGGAACAUCUCCUACACAGGAUGUGCUCUGCAGGUCUUCUUUUAUGUAUUCCUAAUGGCUACAGAGUAUUUUCUCCUCACCACCAUGUCCUACGAUCACUAUGUUGCCAUCUGCAGACCCCUGCACUAUAAGGCCCUCCUGGGCAGCAGAGUUUGUCUCCACCUGGCAGAAGCUGUCUGGAUCUGUAGCUUUCUCUAUGCUCUGCUGCACACAGCCAAUAUAUUUUCCCUGCCCUUCUGCCAGGGCAAUGCUCUGGACCAGUUCUUCUGUGAAGUGCUCCAGAUCCUCAAGCUCUCCUGCUCCACAUCCUACCUCAGGGAACUUUGGCUUAUUGUGGCCAGUGCCUCUUUAUUCUUUGUCUGUUUUGUGUUGAUUGUGGUGUCCUAUGUGCAGAUCUUCAGGGCAGUGCUGAGGAUCCCCUCUCAGCAGGGACGCCACAAAGCCUUUGCCACCUGCCUCCCUCACCUGGCUAUGGUCUCCCUGUUUCUCAGCACUGUAAUCUUUGCCUACCUGAAGCCCUCUUCCAUCUCCUCUCCAUCCCUGGACCUGGUGGUGUCAGUUGUUUACUCAGUGGUGCCUCCAGCAGUGAACCCUCUCAUCUACAGCCUGAGGAACCAGGAGCUCAAGGAUGCCCUGAGGAAAAUGAUCCCUGGAUGCUUUCAGAACGCAGGAAGUGACAACACCUUGGAGACACGAAGUGAUCCAGCCGAGGAUGCUGCGCGAGCGUCCUUGAAAGGCUGCAGGAAAAUAGCUGCCUCCAGAUUCCCUGCUGACAAAGCUAACAACAGCUGCCACAGCAGCGCCAGCCCCUGCCGCAGCCUUGGCUUCUGUACCAUCCGCUGCUGA
Messenger RNA from Dryobates pubescens (Downy woodpecker), 1167 nucleotides. RefSeq names its product olfactory receptor 14J1-like. Gene Ontology annotation, molecular function: olfactory receptor activity; G protein-coupled receptor activity. The record is from RefSeq and is a predicted model, not a curated record. The transcript has 4 exons. Bases 1 to 1167 code for a protein of 388 amino acids. Gene Ontology annotation, biological process: G protein-coupled receptor signaling pathway. Gene Ontology annotation, cellular component: membrane. Lineage: Eukaryota; Metazoa; Chordata; Aves; Piciformes; Picidae.